Molecule: messenger RNA, 3932 nt
Organism: Belonocnema kinseyi
Lineage: Eukaryota; Metazoa; Arthropoda; Insecta; Hymenoptera; Cynipidae
Gene: aux
Product: cyclin-G-associated kinase
Exons: 7
Coding region: 91-3603 (1170 amino acids)
Biological process (GO): positive regulation of Notch signaling pathway; regulation of clathrin-dependent endocytosis; protein phosphorylation
Cellular component (GO): cytoplasm
Molecular function (GO): protein serine/threonine kinase activity; AP-2 adaptor complex binding; ATP binding
Source: RefSeq, a predicted model, not a curated record
UCGUAAAGCAAAUAUGGCUGAACGUCGUCGGUAGUCGUGCUUUCAAGAAAAAAGGGUUUUUCGGGGGUUUUAAUCGAAUAUUAAGCAAAUAUGUCAGAUUAUUUAAGAUCCGCCCUCGGUUAUUUAAACGGAAGUUCAAAUUCGAAUGAUUACAUUGGUCAAAUCGUGGAAAUUAACAAUGUGAAGCUCCGAGUGAAUAGACUUAUCGCAGAGGGUGGCUGGGCGUUGGUGUUUGCCGUAGAGGACGUGAACACAGGAAAAGAGUAUGCCUUAAAAAAACUCGUUGCUGUCGACGAAGAAGCAAACAGAACGAUUUUACAAGAAAUAGAAUAUCUAAAAGCCUUAUCUGGCCACUCCAACAUAAUUCAGUUUUUAUGCGUUCACCGGAUUGAGCGUGAAGACCGGAAGAGCUAUGAGUACCUUUUAGUCACUGAGUACUGCCCUGGAGGCACGCUCGCUGAUAUUCUUAGAAAUGUAACAGCGAAUUCGUUGACAGUCGCUCAAGUAUGUAGAAUAGCCUAUCAAGCAAUAAAAGCUGUGCACCACAUGCACAACCAACAACCUCAGCCUAUCGUGCAUCGUGAUAUCAAACUAGAAAAUUUUCUGAUUGGCAGCGAUGGAUUGGUCAAGCUAUGUGAUUUUGGAAGUGCAACUACUCAACAAAUUUUACCAGACUCUUCUUGGAAUGCUCAGAAAAGAGCUACCUUGGAAGAUCAGAUGGCAAAGUAUACCACUCCGAUGUAUCGAGCACCGGAAAUGACCGAUACCUGGAAUAAUGAGCCCAUCGGGCCGCCUGUUGAUUGCUGGGCUCUUGGAUGCAUUCUCUACGCUUUGGUCACUCUUCGCCAUCCGUUUCCUGAAGGUAACAAAUUAGCAGUUCUGAACGCAAAGUAUGCGCCCCUGCCUCCCAAUCCUCGCUUCGCUUGUUUCCACGACUUGAUAAAAGGAUGCUUACAAAUUUCUCCAGUACAACGACUCAUAACCUCAUGUCUACUCGAGCGUUUAGCCGCGAUCGCAGAAUCGAACAAUUUUGAUCCCAGAGAGCCCGCAAAAAUAGAUGUUGUGAUAAAGCCUCCAGCUCCUCCGAGACCCUCACCUCCACCUCCAGCAGCUGCUGCAGUGCCUCCACGACCUUCUCCAACUGCUGCACCGCCACCAAGACCGGCGCCAGUGGCUCCACCUCCAGGUCUUAAAGCCCCCAUGGCUCAAUCUACGGGCUUGUUUAGUUCCUUGAAAGGUGGAGCUGGUAGCAUUCUACGGAAUUUGAAAGACACUUCGAGUAAAGUGAUGCACACUGUGCAGCAGAGUAUGGCGAGGACUGAAUUGGAUGCGAGCUACUUGACCUCUCGAAUUUUGGUGAUGCCAUACCCAGCUGAUGGAAUUGAAUCUGCCUAUCGAGCAAAUCAUGUCGAGGAUGUGAGGGCUUUUCUCCAGGCGAGGCAUCCACCUCCAGCUAAAAUUCAAUUGUAUAACUUGUCUCGUGGCCGACCCAACGUUUCCAGGCUUCCUGGGAGGCACAUCGAUUGCUCCUUUGCUUAUGCUUCUGUGGAUUCUAAUGCUCCUCUGCUAUCUGCGAUAUACCAAAUUUGUCAAGAUAUUUACCGAUAUCUGGAUGCUGAUUUCAAUCAUGUUAUUGUAUUGUACUGUACAGAUGGUUUUCGAGCAAGUGCAACAGUGGCCCUCUCAUUAGUCCUUUACUCGAGAACUUUAUCCAGCACCGAGGAAGCAAUAUCCUUGUUCACAACAAGGCGUUGUCAACCGCCUCAACUCCAACCUUCAGAAUUACGAAUAGUAAACUAUAUGAGUUUCUUGAGCAACUCGAAAUUGCCGCACGCAAAGCCGCUAGUUCUUCGAUCCCUUCUGAUUCAACCCGUGCCUCUCUUCACACGAGCCAGAGACGGCUGUCGUCCCUACGUAGAAAUUUACAGCAACGGAGCCUUGGUUUUCUCGACGAAACGAGCAGAGUACGAGGAAAUGAAAUUAUACAGCAUGAUGGAGGGAAAAGUCUGCCUCAUUUUAGGUGAAGCCACAGUUCGAGGAGAUAUAACAGUUAUUCUUUUCCACGCUCGACAGCAGCUUGGAAGAGUCAUUGGAAUUAAAAUUGCUGCCAUGCAUUUUCACACGGGAUACGUUCCUCUGACUGAGAGCACAUUCGCAUUCGAGAAGCAGGAUCUGGAUGAUACUCCGGAAAUCGGAGGCAAUUUCCGCGUCGUGCUGAACGUCACGAUUGGAGAAGAGUCGGGGAAAACUGCCAGGGUUCCCUCUCCCUGGGAAGUGGAUACUUCUCCAAAACCGGUUCCUGAUCCACUCUUUGGUUCGACUUUGGAAAUGGAGGAAACUCUUGAUAAUUUUAGAUCCACAACUCCUCGCCAAAAGGUUCCGGAAGAAAUUCCACUUGUUGCAGAAUCGGAAACUUCCGAAGAGAAAAGUUCAUCCCGCGAAGAGACUCCACAAGAGGAGUUAACAGAAGACGAACUAAACGAGGAAGAAGCGAAAUUUGCAGAAGCAGAUUUACUCAAUCUUGGAAUGCCAGAAUCUGUCACUAAUCUAAUCUCUAAUGCCAGCAAUACUCCAUCAGCCCCUGUUAAUCCAGGUUUAGAUAUAUUCUCUAGCUCUAGUCAAAACGAAAGUGAUCUCCUAGGAGGCUUCGGCGAAUUCCACCAGCACACGCCGAAUCCUCAACCUAAUAUAAGCGAACCGCUCUCUAACGACCUGCUUUUCGGUGCCACUCAGCCGCCAACAAAUGGAUCUUCCGCUCACAAUGUGAAUGUGAAUGAUUUGCUGUUCGGCAAGAGUCAACCCCCGGCGGCCGCACCUAAAAAUGUAGAUAUACUCUUCGAUCCUUUGGGCAAAAUAGGAGUCAAUACUCUUUUGGGUGGAUGGGCGAAUUCGAACGCAAGUGCAUCCAAGACAAACAACGAAGAUAGUUUCCCCAGGAAUUCGAGCGUUCCGAAUUUCGCCGCACAAAGCAAAGACCCAUUUGCAAAUUUGGCUGGUUCCAUGGGCGCUGGAUUGACUGGGAGUUGGAAUGGCACGCCGAAGGAAGCAAAUACACCGCAGUCUGCUAGUCCAGCAACUGCAGGUACUCCGGUGCACUCUAGUCCGCGAAUGCAUAAAUCUAAUACGUCCAAUGAUAAUGCAACUGCUGCUGAUCCGGCGAAUAGCAAGCCGGCAAAGUCGGGUGAUGCGUUCGAAGAUCUACUGGGAAGUCAGGGUUACAACUUCUUCAGUACGAGAAAGGCAGAGAAGGAGAGUCCAAAGACAAUAAACCAGAUGCGGAAAGUGGAAGCUGCGAAGACUAUGGAUCCGGAUCGAUUGAAGAUAGCUGAGUGGACGGAGGGGAAGAAGAGUAAUUUGAGGGCGUUGUUGUGCUCGAUGCAUACGAUUAUUUGGGAGGAUUGCAGGUGGCAAAAGUGUGAAAUUCAUCAGCUUGUCUCGCCGGCAGAUGUCAAGAAGGCUUACAGGAAAGCUUGUCUGGCUGUUCAUCCCGAUAAGCAAUCUGGAACCGACAACGAGAAUAUAGCAAAGCUUAUUUUUAUGGAACUAAAUAAUGCGUGGACGGCGUUCGAGAACGACGCGUCUCAGCAGAAUAUAUUUAGCUAAUUGUCGUAGCUAUCUUCAAUUGUUAAAUUCAAAAUUACACUUUACCUCUUCGACUAAAUUACUUUUACUCCAGAGAGAAACGUUAGCGUUACGUUUAAUUGUAAGAUAAAAGUCUGGUAUCGCAUUCCGAUUAAGUUUAUUUAGCUUUAGGCUCAGGUCAACGUAUUACAAAAGAAUGGUUUUAAGAAAAUGGCGUCUAAAAAAUGCGCCUUAUUUAUGUGAAAGUCUACGUACACGUGUAGAUAUUUGAAAUGGCGACUAAUUGCAUAUGUAUAUAAGGCAGUGUAAAUUUAUCAAAAAUUAAAUAUAAAGAAGUAUUUUCCGUGCGA